Myxocyprinus asiaticus (Chinese sucker) is the source of this 2620-nucleotide messenger RNA. Its product is annotated as myosin light chain 4-like. Bases 1352 to 2005 code for a protein of 217 amino acids. Gene Ontology annotation, cellular component: myosin II complex. Gene Ontology annotation, molecular function: calcium ion binding. The record is from RefSeq and is a predicted model, not a curated record. The transcript has 7 exons. Lineage: Eukaryota; Metazoa; Chordata; Actinopteri; Cypriniformes; Catostomidae.
GCAGUUGCUGUUCAUAGUAAAACAAGAUGGAAGGUGUUUAUCCUUCACAAUUCCCUUGAACUCACUUUUCAAAACAAUGAAACUCCCAAAGACAGAGCAAGGUCUAUCUGAUGAAGCAUAAAGCACAAAUGAACAGAGUUUACUGGAUUCUGAAAUCGUUCAUUGUUUCAUAUCAAUCUAGAUUGUGCUUAACUGAAGGUGAAGAAUGUAUUUUGAUAACUGUAUUCGAAGAGUGUAAUUAAACUGAAUUAUCUCGAAAACCAUGUUAAAGGAAUAUUCCGGGUUCAAUACAAGUUAAGAUCAAUCGACAUCUUUGUAGCAUAAUACUGAUUACCACAAAAAUGAAUUGCCUUUUCUUUAAAAAAAAAAAAGAAGAAGAAGCAAAAAUCGAGGUUACAGUGAGGCACUUACAAUGGAAGUGAAUGGGGCCAAUUUUUGGAGGGUUUAAAUGCAGAAACGUGAAGCCUAUAAUUUUAUAAAAGCCCUUUCAUUAAUUCUUCUGUUAAAACGCAUGCAUUGUUUGAGUUGUAAAGUUGUUUAAAUUGUAAUUUUUACAGUCAUUUUAGGGUUUUAGGGUUUGUUGACAUCGUCAUGGCAACAAAGCUGCAAAAUUGGCUAUAACUUUACACAGAAAAUUUAUCUCACUAAAAUCAUGUUUACACGCAUUUUGUUUAUGUCUUGUAGCUACACUUUUAUAUAUAUAUAUAUAUAUAUAUAUAUAUAUGUAUAUAUAUACAUUUUAACAUUAAAAAAUUGGCCCCCAUUCACUCCCAUUGUAAAUGCCUCAUUGCAACAGAUUUUUGCUUUUUUUAAAGAAAAGGAGGGGCAAGUCAAAAUUAUUUUUUGCAGUAAUCAAUAUGAUGCCACAAACUAUGUCGAUUGAGCUUAGCUUUUAUUGAACCUGGAAUUUUCCUUUAAAAUUUAUAAUGUUGUGGCUGUACUUUUGUGUGUAUUUUAAUAGAUAAGGACUGUUCCCAUUCACUCCCAUUUUAAGUGCCUUACUGUAACCGCGAAAUAAACCAGGGACAAGUGUAAAUUUGAUUUUGUGUUAAACAAAAAUGCUAUUGAUUGAGCUUAGCUUGUAUGGAACCCGGAACAUUCCUUUAACAAAACCACUACAAAUGGAACACUGUUUCACUGAGAAGAAAAAAAGCCAGUGCGAGCAAUUAUGAACUGAAUGCAUAACGGUCAUGAUGGCAGUUUACCAUAACAGUUUGAACAUUGUUAUCAUGCUAAUUCUGUCAUGCCUGUGUGAGGGGUUUGGCUUGUGAAGCCUCAUCUCUUCACACUUAAGCUACCUUGCCUUGUGUGGAGGGUGAUAGCAUCUCUGAUAGGAUAAACUGACCCUCUGAUGCAGUUGAGGAGCUUUGCGGAGGGUAUAAAACUUCUCAAAGAUCAUUCUCAUUGCUUUCUCUCAUCUCACACCCUAAUCUUUGCAGUAAUGGCUCCUAAAAAGCCUGAACCAAAGAAAGAGGCAGCCAAGCCAGCGCCCCCUCCAGAGCCAGAGAAACCCAAGGAACCUGAGUUUGACCCAAAAAGCAUUACGAUUGAGUUUACAGCUGAACAGAUUGAAGAAUUUAAGGAGGCAUUCUUGCUGUUUGACAGAACACCGACCGGUGAAAUGAAGAUCACCUAUGCCCAGUGUGGUGAAGUCAUGAGGGCGUUGGGUCAAAACCCCACAAAUGCAGAGGUCCUGAAAGUACUGGGCAAACCAAAACCUGAGGAAAUGACCUCCAAACUGAUUGACUUUGAGACUUUCCUGCCUAUGUUCCAACACGUGUCCAAGUCCAAAGAUCAGGGCACUUUUGAGGACUUUGUUGAGGGGCUGCGAGUGUUUGACAAGGAAGGAAACGGCACUGUAAUGGGAGCCGAACUUCGACACGUACUUGCAACUUUGGGUGAGAAAAUGACAGAAUCGGAGGUUGAACAGCUAAUGACUGGACUGGAAGAUGGAAACGGUUGUGUUAACUAUGAAGCAUUUGUUAAACAUGUCAUGACUGUGUAAACAAAAGAGGAACAAAUGUGACAGACCUCUACUGUUAUCAACAGACCCUCAGCCCAGUUCUUCACUCUCUUGCCCUGUAGUUUUUCUGUUCAUGUGAUUUUGUCAUUGCAUUGACAUUUGUUUUAAUUUGUGUUGCACAGACGCUCACACAUCCAGAGUUUAAAACUCACAGGUUUGAUUAGAGAGAGAGAGAAAAAUAAAAUAAAAUUGACACUCUCUUUGUUAUAUUGCCCUCAUCAUAUUCUCCUAAAAUGAAUCUCCACCAACAUUUAAAGACACAACUGCAGCCAGAGAUUUCUCAAUGUACAGCUGUCCUAAUAAAAUGGAUUAGAGCAACAGCUAGAAAAAAGAAGAAGAAAACCCUGUAAGAUUCUGAAUCAGGAGUGUCACUGUGAAUUACAGAUCAAGAGAGCAUGAAUAACGACAAUAACACAAUGGCCUUAUCUCUACAACAGUUUGCAGUUAUGUUUGUCUGCGCAUUCUAUAUUUGUACAAACAGAGGAUAAAAUUAACUUGUUAAUUUGAAGUGUCUGAAUAGACAGCCUUGCUUACAUCCCAGACAUCUAAAGAAUGUACUCAUGGAUUAGCAAUGGACCUGUGAUGGUCCACAGCUGG